AUGGCAGAACCAGACCAAUUUGAUAGUGCUCUUGACCUCCUCCGCCGUCUAGAUCCUAAACAUACUACGACGCACUUGAACUCGCUCAUCUCCCUCGUACCAUCCUUGACGGAAGACCUUCUUUCCUCUGUAGAUCAGCCACUUACGAUCGCUCGGUGCCGGAAAACAGGUCGCGAUUACCUCCUCUGCGAUUACAACCGUGACGGGGACAGCUACCGGUCUCCCUGGUCGGGCGAAUUCGAAACACCUUCGGGAGGCACUGGAGCUGGCGGCGCCGACGAUCUGGGCAACAAUGAAGGUGCGGGUGAUGGCGCGGUUCCGAGCGAGAGAGUGAGAAAGAUGGAGGUCAGAGCAAAUGAGGCAUUCGAUGUUUAUAGAGAGCUAUAUUAUGAGGGUGGUGUGAGCAGUGUGUAUUUCUGGAAUCUGGACGACGGAUUUGCGGGAGUUGUCCUGUUAAAGAAAGUCGCAACACCAUCAGGGAAGAGUGAAGGAACAUGGGACUCAAUCCACGUCUUCGAAGCCGUCGAUCGCGCCCGUACCGCCCACUACAAACUCACAUCCACGGUUAUCUUACAUCUCUCCACAAACAGCGAACCUCUCGGUGACAUGGAUCUUUCCGGAAACAUGACACGUCAAAUCGAAUCUGAUCUCCCGGUUGAUGAUGAUACCAGCCAUAUUGCGAAUAUUGGAAAGCUUGUUGAGGACAUGGAGUUGAAGAUGAGGAAUUUGUUGCAAGAGGUGUACUUUGGAAAGGCGAAGGAUGUGGUAGGCGAUUUGAGAAGUAUCGCUCCGUUGACAGAAGCCAAUAGGGAUAAGGCUACGCAUCAGGAGAUGAUCAACUCUAUGAAGCGGUGA
Molecule: messenger RNA, 855 nt
Organism: Glarea lozoyensis ATCC 20868
Lineage: Eukaryota; Fungi; Ascomycota; Leotiomycetes; Helotiales; Helotiaceae
Product: Subunits of heterodimeric actin filament capping protein Capz
Exons: 3
Coding region: 1-855 (284 amino acids)
Biological process (GO): actin cytoskeleton organization; barbed-end actin filament capping; cell morphogenesis
Cellular component (GO): actin cortical patch; F-actin capping protein complex; cytoplasm
Molecular function (GO): actin filament binding
Source: RefSeq, a predicted model, not a curated record